AGAAAGCGGAAGUGCACAACCAAAAGAGUUCUGUUUGCAAACAGUAGGGGGAGAGAGCGAGAAACAGAAAUGGCGGCUCGAUAGUAUUCUCAGUGAGACAGUAAUAGACGCGAGCCUUGAUAGAACCGAGAGAAGCAGAGACGAAGAGAAUCAUGGUGAAUACGAGAAAGAGCUCCAAAUCCCUGCCAUGCAGUCCGUUCAUCUCAUCCAGGACGAGGUCGUCUGUCAGGAACAACCCCAGUUCGGAAGAACCCAGUCAUAAGGAGGCGAGCAGUGAUGUGAGCAGUCCCAGCAGCCCCCGCCUGUCCCCCCCCUCCAAGAGGACGCGGCGUCAGACACGCACCCCCAGCUCCAGUGACACAUCACCCAGCCCACAGAGCAAAGAACAGAGAGUCAGCUGGCACGUGCCACACUACUGCACCAGGUUGUCCUCUGGUGCUCUCCAGAAUGGACACACGCGUAUGAGCCAACGGGAGCGUGGGGGCGGAGAUGGAGGAGACGGAGACCACACCCACCUGAACGGGGAGGUGCGGAGUUGUCGCACCAGGAAGAGCACCUUUCAGCACCUCAACCAGAGCUUGCUAUUUGACCAGCUCAUCAACAGCACGGCGGAAGCGGUUCUUCAGGAGAUGGACAACAUCAGCAGCAUCCGGCAGAACCGCGAGGUGGAACGUCUUCGCAUGUGGACUGACACUGAGCUGGUGGGUUCUGCAACGACUUUAGAGAACAUGGACAUGUACUCACGUGUAAAAAGGAGAAAGUCGAUGCGGCGGAACUCGUUCGGGAUACAGACUCACCACAAAGCCCUCAGCAAGAAGGAGAGCCCAGCAGAGGAUGAGGAUGGGGGGAACACGGGGGAAUCCAACGAAGAGGCUGACGACGACGAAGACGAAGAUGACGGGGAGGAAGAGGACGAUGAAGACGACGAAGGAGACGAGGCGGAAGAGCCUGGCGAAGAAAACGACCGCCCGUAUAACCUCAGGCAGCGCAAGACUGUGCAGCGUUACGAGGCACCCCCUAUAGAGCCCGUGAACAGAAAGCAGAGCACCAACUCCCUGUUUGACACACACAGGUCGCCGGCGCGGAGAAGCCAUAUCAGGAUUAAGAAGCAUGCCAUCCACAGCAGUGACACCACCUCCUCCUCAGACGAGGAGCGCUUUGAGAGGAGGAAGAGCAAAAGCAUGUCCCGUGCACGCAACAGGUGUCUACCAAUGAACCUGCGUGGUGACGACCUGACCAGUGGGGUGCUGAGGGAUCGGGCCAAAGUGGGCGCUAGCCUGGCAGACGUGGACCCCAUGAACAUAGACUCUUCCGUGAUGUUCGACCGUGUUGGCGGUCUGGAGCACCACAUUCGGGCGCUGAAGGAGAUGGUGGUGUUCCCUCUGCUCUAUCCCGAGGUGUUCGAGAAGUUCAAGAUUCAGCCCCCGAGGGGUUGUCUGUUUUACGGUCCUCCAGGCACAGGGAAGACUCUGGUGGCUCGGGCGCUGGCCAACGAGUGUAGCCACGGUGACAGGAAAGUGUCGUUCUUCAUGAGGAAAGGAGCCGACUGCCUCAGCAAAUGGGUGGGAGAGUCCGAGAGACAGCUCCGCCUACUUUUUGACCAGGCCUACCUCAUGAGGCCCUCGAUCAUCUUCUUUGAUGAGAUUGAUGGUCUCGCCCCGGUGCGGUCCAGCAGGCAGGACCAAAUUCACAGUUCCAUAGUGUCUACCCUGCUGGCAUUGAUGGACGGGCUGGAUAGCCGUGGAGAGAUAGUGGUCAUCGGUGCUACCAACAGAAUCGACUCUAUCGACCCAGCCCUCAGGAGGCCCGGCCGCUUCGACCGGGAGUUCCUCUUCAAUCUGCCCGACAAGAAGGCUCGUAAGCACAUUCUGGAGAUCCACACGCGAGACUGGAGUCCUCGGCUGGCUGAGUCCUUUGUGGAGGAGCUGGCGGAGACCUGUGUUGGUUACUGCGGUGCUGAUCUCCGAGCGUUGUGUACGGAGGCAGCCCUGGCAGCUCUGCGGCGGCGAUACCCUCAGAUCUACGGCUCCAGUGCGACGGGCCGCCGCUACCAGCUGGACGUGGGCUCCAUCGUGCUGGGGCCGGGUGACUUCGGCCGCGCCCUGCGUGCCAUCGUGCCUGCGGGGCAGAGGGCACUGGCGCCGCCUGGCAGGGCACUGCCCUCUCUACUGCGCCCCCUGCUGGAGGGAGGACUGCAGACGGCCCUCGGGGGCCUGCUCAGGGUGUUUCCACACGCAGAGAGACACACACACGCAAACUCAGACAAUCAGUUUCUGGAGGAGGACUUCUACAGUGAUGAGGAAGACACAGCAGCCCCCUCCAUCUAUGAUGUCCUUACAGCAUCUCCAAAAAAACACCAGCCCCCACACAAACCCUUCCUGCAUUUUACCACGUCUGCCUACAUCCAGCCCAUGUCGUAUCGUCCGCGGCUGCUGCUAGCGGGGCCAGUGGGGUCGGGGCAGAGCACCCACCUGGCCCCUGCCCUCCUGCACCGCCUGGAGGAGCUCAGCACCCACCGGCUGGACCUGCCCACGCUGUACUCCACCAGCACCAAAACACCCGAGGAGUCCUGCGCUCAGGUGUUCCGGGAAGCUCGCAGGAGCGUGCCCAGUGUGAUCUACAUGCCGCACGUGAGCGAGUGGUGGGAGGCUAUCAGCGACACGGUCAGGAGCACCUUCCUCACGCUCCUGCAGGACAUCCCCUCCCUCUCGCCCAUCCUCAUCCUCGCCACGGCCGACUGCCCCUACACACAUCUGCCUGAAGGGGUAAAGUCCAUCUUCAGUCGUGCGCGCGGGGAGGUGGUGUGUGUGAGUCCAGCCAGAGACGAGGAACGCAGGAAGUUCUUCGGUGACCUCAUCCUGGUGCAGGCUGCCCAGGCUCCGCCCUGUCGCAGGAACACAGCAGUGGGUGUACCUGCGGUGGAGGUUCUGGAGCUGGAGGAGGUGGAGGGCCCGCGGCAGCUGUCUACAGAGGAGCGCCGCCGUCUGGAGGAGCAGGAGGAGAACACACUGCGCGAGCUGCGCCUCUUUCUCAGGGACGUCACACGCCGCCUUGCUACCGACAAGCGCUUCCUCAUCUUCAGCAAGCCCGUCGACAUCGAGGAGGUGGCAGACUAUCUGGAGGUCAUACGGCAGCCCAUGGAUCUGUCCACCAUCAUGACCAAGAUUGACACACACAAGUUUCUCGUUGCCAAGGACUUCCUGUCCGACGUUGACCUCAUAUGCAGCAAUGCGUUAGAGUACAAUCCCGACAAGGACCCAGGAGAUAAGAUCAUCCGGCACCGGGCCUGCAGUUUGAAGGACACGGCCCACGCCAUGAUCGCCUCUGAGCUUGACCCUGAGUUCGACCGCAUGUGUGAGGAGAUCAAGGAGGCACGCAGGAAAAGAGCAGACCUGCAGUCGCCCCCGGCGACACAGCAGCAGGUGACCACCCCAAGCCCCGUGGUAACUAGGAAACCUGCAGGAGAGGAGGCUGCUGGGAGCAGCACUCAGGGCGAGGUGCUAGAGAAGCACUGCAGCAAUAACCAGUUGAAGCGUAAGGCUCCACGGCGAUCGUCAUGGAGGCACGGCAUCAUCAGGAAGAAGAAGAGCUACCUAAAGAAGGAGGCAGGGGAGGACCAAGAUGAGGAAGAGGAGGAGCCCAACGGCUGGGCCGAGUCCGAGGAGGCCGGCUUGGGCAAGGACGGCGAGGAGGAAGAGGAGGAGGAAGAGGAGUCCUGCGAGCCGCCACCACCACCACCCCCCAUGUCCGCUGCCACCGACUCCACGCAGCACAACGGUCAUGCACUCUCCACGGAGGAGGAGAGCUCCAGCGAAGCCCUGGCCCUCAGGCACGACCCCCCCGACCCCGACCCGAACCCCGCCCACGAGCCUCAGGACUGCGUCAACGGAGACGAGUCCAUGUCCAGUCUGGACAGUCAGACGGCCACGGGCGACACGGACACACACGUCGCCGCAGGAGGAGGGGCGCCGACGUCUGAAGCGGGGCAUUCUGGGAAGGUAGAGGAUGGGGCAGGGGAGGACAACGAGGGAGGAGGAGCUCAGGGAGAAAGAGAGGCCGUCCAGGAGGAGGAGUCGGAGUCCAUGCAGACGUCCGUCCCUUCAGCCAGUGAGUGCAGUGAGGGCGAACACGAGACGGAAGGUGGGUCCAGAACCCGGAAGUGCCGAAAAAGCCAAUCAGAAGAGCCCAGCAGCCAAAAGAGCCAAUCUGAAGAGCCGAGUAGUCAAAAGAGCCAGUCAGAACAGAACAGUAGUGAAAAGAGCCAAUCGGAAGAAAAGAACAGUCAAAAGAGCAAAUCAGAAGAGACCAGUAGUGAAAAGGGCCAAUCAGAAGAGCAGAGCAGUCAAAAGAGCCAAUCAGAAGAACAGCGCAGCACUUCAGCUGAUAGGCCAGAGGAUCUCCCUCAGCCUCCACCCCCACCUGUCCUUGUGGUUGAUCACCAGCGACUCGCGGCUCUGCUGGAUGAGGUGGUCUUGAAGACUGCAGGGUUCAGUGUUGACGAACUGGAAAGACUCUACUCUCAACUCAGCCAAGCCAUCUACCUUCACCGCAGGGACUACAACAAGACACAGCUCAUAGAGGCGAUGGAGAGGCGCGUGCGGCAUUUUGAAACAUUCCUGUAAGAGGUGUGGUCUGACUGCACCACGAACUCUCCAAUCCGAGAGGAGACCAGCCUACUGAGCCACACCCCCUCCCUACCCACUGAGCCACACCCUCUGGUUGCCGAGGUGUGCAGGUGUACUGUUUCAGUCUUAACAGGGGGGAAAGAGAAGAGAAAAAUAAACACAACAACAACACACAGACAACGUGUGACAAACAAAAAUGGAGGGGCGAGCAAGACCCACAAACGAGGAGAAAAGGAAAUGGCGAACUUGGUGCUAUCGUCUCAGGUACUCUGGAUAGAAUCAGUCUACAGAACCAAACUCAGCUCAGUCUUUCAUGCUCAUUCUCUCUCUCUCACACACACACACACACACACACACACACACACAUACACACACACUCACAAAUACAUUAAUGCUGACUAGCAUUCUUGGUGCUAUUGGGUGCUACUGGGUGCUUCUGGGUGCUAUCGUUCUGUUUGCUGCUCCUUCGUUUUUUUUCCACAGACAAAAAAGAAAGGGAGAAGAAAAAGAAAGAAAGAAAGAAACAAAAACAAAAACAAAAACACCAAAAGGAACAAUGUGCAGGACUGUGUGAUGUCUCAGCACGAGCCUGCCUCUGUUGUGAUGACGAGACCUCCCAAGUAUCCAGACGCACACCACACACACACAUACAUACACAUACACACACACACACAGAGGCACAGAUUCUCACCAGCAUUUGGAAAAUCCUUUUUGCGAAUGAGGUGGAAGGGUGGAGUGGUUUGUGACAUCAUCAUUGUCCAGACAAACCCCUCUUUAUCCAAUCAGUCCCUUCCACCGGUCUCUCCCGUAAUCUUUUAACUCUGUAGAUUUUUUCAACGUCAAAACUGUUUGGUAGCUUCAAGAAUAGAACUGUUGAUCAUUUUACUUGUGAAUUUUAAGAAGAAACAAAAAAAAAAAAGUCUUUGGGUACCAGUUUUUCGUAGCCAUCACAGUCUCCCCUUCAAGGCGUGGAGUGGUUUUAAUCAGCCACCCUGUCACAAAAAAAAAAGCAUUAAACGAAGAGUGCUUCAGCUAUUCUUUAUUUCCAUAUUGGUAAGCUUUCAAGGUCCUGGGAUUUAUAUCUAAAGAGAGAGAAGAGAGUAGUUGCAAUUCUUUUUUGGAGACAUUGUUUUUGUUUGAGCUGUGGAGUCGGUCUAAACAAGAAUCAUCACCUCUAAAUGGUUGUGACCUCUAACCCUGUGACCUUCACAUGACCUUGGUAUGACCUUUAGCUGAUGACCUCUGCUCCUAUUGGUGGGUUAUCCAACCUAGCCAGGCUAACAGGUUGAUAACUGUCUAUAACACAUGCAGAUACUCACUCAUACACACAUAGUAGAGUGACACUCAUGCACACUCUCUCUCUCUCUCUCUCUCUCUCUCUCUCUCUCUCUCUCUCUCUCUCUCACCACACACACACACACACACAAACACACACUUUCUCCAGCUCAGUGAAAACCCAUGUCAUUGCCAUCUUGCCUCCGCCAUAGACACCCAUGCGUGUGUACACACAUGCUCUCACACCGACAGAUAUUGGUGUCAGCUCUAUAUGCAGACGGUGCUAAAGGGUGUGCUGGUUGUCCUGCAGAGUUUGAGCUGUGGCCCAGAACUGACCCUGAUCUGGCCCUGACAUGGCAAAGUGAUGUAGGUGCUGGUAUGUAGAGACCAGUCUAUUUAGAGGCAUUAAGAUUAUAGGUAAUUUUCAGUGCUCAUGAUUAAGCUAGUGCUAAACACAUACACACAAACACGCAUUGGUGAUAUGGUUAUUUCUACAGUGUAGAUUAGAUCACAUCAGGUAUUGAAAGAAGCAUUAUUUUCUGUUGGCUGGUGACAUACAUCUAUGUCUCUCUCUCUCUCUCUCUCUCUCUCUCCCCCUCCCUCCCCCUCGCUGUCUCAUUGUUCUUCUCUAGUGAGUUUUGCUGUGUGUUGCGGAGCGUAGGCUGAGGGGUUGAGAAGUUGUCCCUCUCGCUGGGCGGUGGCGGCCCAGAGCUGAUGUAGUUCUGACCCUCCUCUUAGCUACUCUGUCCCAGGGGUCCCAAGGGCUAUGUGUGUGCGACAUCUAGCACCCCGCAUUCACUCUUUCAUAGGAAAGCUGAAAUAUUCCUGACUGCAGAUGCACAACAUGUCUAACGACAGCCUCUAGAAUCACUUACACAUGGAGAGGGAUGGAGAGAGAGAGAGAGAGAAGCCUAGAGACAGAGGGAUGGAGAGAGAGAAGCCUAGAGACAGAAUGAGAGAAGGAGAGAGGGAUAGAGAAGCCUAGAGAGAGAAUGAGAGCAAGAAGGAGGGAACACAUGGCUACCUCAUCUAACCUCUGGGUUAACCAUAGAGAGUAGAGAGUUUAAAGUGUGUGUGUGUGUGUAUGUAUGUGUGUGUAUGUAUGUGUGUGUGUGUGUGUGUGUGUGUGUGUGUGCGUGCAUAUGCAUAUGCGUGCGUGCUUCAGAGGUUUUAAAUAGGCAUCUCUUGCAGCUCAGAAACAUCGAAGCUGGGACACCAUAGUAAAAACAAGUCCAGUGUAUACUCAUGCAACACACACUUGGUGCAAGACCCACACUCAAAUUACAAACCCAGCUGCUGUACAAAUGACAGGAUUCCUCUUUUGUUGUUGUUUUUGUUUUUAUGUACGCAUAUGAGCCAGAGAAGAUACAGAGGCACCUGUAGACGGAAGUAGAUACGUAUGUAUGGUGUGGACAUCCCUCUCUCUUUUUUUGUAAAAUGUUAAAACCUACCUUUUUGUUUCUGUCCCACACACACACACACACUGCCUAAAGUCCCCAUAGGUCCCUCAUGCUCCUCUGGUCCGUCAGCAUGAAGACAGCCUUUUCCCACACUUUUGUCCUUUCUCUCUUUCACUCUCUUUGUGAUAUUUAUUAACAGGAUAAUUAUUACGCGGCGUUUUACAGGCAGAUAUACAUUUAACGUUUUUGUACUUUUUUUAAAAAAGGCAACUAAUUGGAGAAAUAAUUGUUACUGGAGUUUGAAAACUUUGUGCUGAACGGUGAAGAAGCACAUUGGUGUAGCAGGUGUUUUUGUUUGUAUGUUUGAUUGUUUGCAUUUUUUUUUUUUUUUUUUUGCUCGAGGAGAAGCUGGUCAGAGGUUUACAUGGUCUCAGGUGUCUACUGCAGUAACCGAUGGCGACUGACUGUUGGUCAGAUCUGACACAUGGUCGGACGCCAUCUCGGAAUGGUCUAUUUAUUCCUUUGUAAUUAUUAUGACAUUGACGACGAUAUGAUUUUCUCUUCUGAAUUUUUUUUUUUGUCCUUGUUUGCUUUUCGGUAACUGCUGGACAGGACGAUGCUGAGUAUCAAGCCAAUGUGAUUUUGAAUUUGAUAGUGACCACACACACACACAAACUCUCACACACGUAUGCAUAGCACGUCCACCAGUAUAGACCCUGUGUUAGUGUAGUGCUCUGUUUACUACUGUGAUUCUGACUUUCUCCCCUUUCAUUCACACACACACACACACACACACACACACACACACACACACACAUACUUACAUACUAAUCACUAACAUUCUCACCUGGACAUAACAGCUCUAAUCUAAUCAUUGCAUGUCAUCUGUGAGUGUGUGUGUGUUUUGCUUAUCAUUCUCUUCCUUUUAUGGCUCAUUCUUGUCAGUGUAGUAGGUGUUUGGAUGGUGCCGUAUGUCUUGUUUAUUGAGGGCAACACACACACACACCACACAUACAAACACAGAGACACACACACACACAUUAACUCUUUAUGUUUCAUUACAUAAUGAAAUCUGUCAUUGGAUGUGACAGAAUGCAGACUCUAGUUUUUCCUCCUUAGGAGGUUGAGCUUAGUCUUUUUUUUUUUAGACACAGCUGCCAAAAUCCACCAUAGGGACGCUAGGCCAGUCCUGGACCAGACCUGAACCAGUCCAAACCAGUCCUGAUCCUCACUGGUCUCUGUCUGAACCAGUCCUGAUCCUCACUGGUUUCUGUCUGGCUUUCAAAAGUGAAUCCGCAUGUGGCCCAAAGCUGCAGCCAAAGCCGUCGGAAACUCACCUGUCUGAAUCUCACUUGGAGUCGGUAUCCCACGGUGAUGCCCUAGGCAGACGAGUAAACAAAAACAUUGAUCGUUGCAACAGAGGUGUCUGCACAAGUGCUUGGUCCAGUAGGCAGAACGUUUGUUUGUUCGCUUUGUCUUUCUGUUUUUUCUUUUGAAUUUCAACGUAACAUCCUAUUAUUAGGUGAUGUUUGACUGAUAUUGUAGUUUUGUGGGGGAUUUUUUUUUUCUGUUGUUGUUUUGUAGCAUUUGCCAGAUAUUUUUAUUCUGAUUAUCAUUUAUGAAUUAUUGUUUUUUUUUCCCUUUUCAUAGAGUUGCUUAUAUAAACACCUAAAAUAUCCUCUCCUCUCCCAGCAUUACUCUUGAGUUCUAUGAGGUGAAUUGCAAACAUUUUACUGUAAUUUUCCAAAAUUAAAAACUGCUGUGACAUACUUGAAAUAAAGGUGCAAAAUUGUUGUCUACGUUAAA
This is a messenger RNA of Alosa sapidissima (American shad), 9106 nucleotides long. RefSeq names its product ATPase family AAA domain containing 2B (gene atad2b). NCBI's taxonomy places the organism in Eukaryota, Metazoa, Chordata, Actinopteri, Clupeiformes, Clupeidae. Gene Ontology annotation, biological process: positive regulation of transcription by RNA polymerase II. Gene Ontology annotation, cellular component: nucleus. The record is from RefSeq and is a predicted model, not a curated record. The transcript has 28 exons. Bases 153 to 4622 code for a protein of 1489 amino acids. Gene Ontology annotation, molecular function: histone binding; ATP hydrolysis activity; ATP binding.